AUGAACGUACAACAAGUAGCUGUACCACUCUCUGUUUACUACUUUGACGAUCGUCCCAUCGCUGGUCUAACCAAUCAGGUCGCUUCCUGCUGUCUCUGUACCGAGAAACACUGUAUCCGCAUCCAAGCGUCGCCGGAGCGAAUUAUGCAGGAGUUUCUACGGUACCGACUCCAGAACAACCGGCUGUUUGUCAUUGCUAUCUUCCUGAGAGAACUGCCCCAAAAAUUACUGGCUCGUCUGUUUGGAAGAUCCAAGCCGGCCAAACCGUUUGAUUUCACCACGUUCACCGUUCUGGAACAGUCCAAAACGGAGAUCGUGUAUGGCCUUGUUGGCCGGUUCUGGGCUCUAGACUUUGGGCUUGAGCCAGUGCAAAACGGCGACGAGUUUGUCCGUGCAAACGAGCCAGGCGUGGCCAAACUGGCUCUCACUUUCUGUGCCUCAGAAACACAGUUCACCACGGAGUCGCGCGUGUACUGUCCCGACUGGACGUCGUGGCUGAAAUUUCUACCCCCGGGCGAGAAAAAAUUAUCCAAAUACCUAAUGUACAAUGGGAUUGGACUGAGCACGGCCAGAGGGUCGGGCACGAACGGGUACGUCCAGCGGAACCUGACAAACGUGUACGGGGACUCGCGGAUCGACGAGAGCGGCGGCAAACAGUACCUGAAGCGCCAGUUGCGGCAGAAGAGCGAACAGAGCCAGCACAAGCGAGACGGCGUGGCGGUGCGGGACCGCGAGAUCGCCAGCCACGAGCGCAAGCGCGCGAUCGAGCUCAAGGUGGCCGAGUACAUGGACGAAUUGGAGGACCAGGGAGUCGAGGGAGCGGAACUAGACGAGAAAGUCGCCGUCUACAGAGAAAAGCUGAGACAGGAAGCCACCAGAGACAGGUCGCCUAAACGAGCUCCGCAAGAGGCGCAAUCAUACGGGACAAAGCCAGACCCGUUCACCAAGAAACCGGCCACCCCGUCCAUCGCGCCAAAACAGAAACCCAAGAGCUUCGCAAACAUGUACUAG
This is a messenger RNA of Ogataea philodendri, 1011 nucleotides long. RefSeq lists its product as uncharacterized. The transcript has 3 exons. The coding region runs from base 1 to 1011 and encodes 336 amino acids. NCBI's taxonomy places the organism in Eukaryota, Fungi, Ascomycota, Pichiomycetes, Pichiales, Pichiaceae. The record is from RefSeq and is a predicted model, not a curated record.